AUGCAAAAGCACUCGAUACUUUUUCGAAGACCCUUACCUCCAAAACUGCCUAAGCUGCCCUUACAGAAGAAGAAAGCCCAUACAGCCAAGACCAUUGAAAUUGAACUACCAGAAGUAGAGGUCACUUAUGAUGAAACCACUUUGGUUAAAGAAGUUGCAACUAUUAUUCCUGAGGUUGCUUCAAGAAGUCAAUCACUAACCCCUAUCAAUACCCAAAACCUCUUUCUUGAUUAUGAUAUACAAGAAAAAGUGACCCUUCUAAAACCUAUUCCAAUACAGAGAAAAUAUCUUCAGGAUGUUUGUGUGCAAAUUCCAGAUUCUGCUCGUGGUUCCAUGUUUCUUCCAAGUUGUCAUUCGGCUUCAGCUCGAGUUUUUGGGAAAAAAUUAAGUCAAAUGGAAACAUUAAGGACGUCAAAGAAAUAUCCAUCCAAAUUAAAAAGGAUUUAUAUUGAUAGAAGACUUAAAAACAUCUUAAUUCUUAGGUCAAAGUUCUCCAAACCUUUAAGUGCACCUUGCCCAAUUACCACUACCAAAGUCAAGGAUAUACAAGCUGAAUGUCAACAAAAGAGUCUGAAGUAUAGUUCUGAGAUCCCUGUGGUAGAUUUGAGUACAGCAGUGGUAAGCCCUCUACCUAGUGUUACAUCUCCUAGACCAGAAAAACAAUUGUCUGACCGCUUACGACGAGAUACUCCUGUAGUGUUAACUAUUAAUGAAUUUCCUGGUCCCAUUUCCAUGCCAGUACCAGCUUUACCAAGAAAACCUCAAAGACAGUCUACUAUAGAGAAUCUAGUAGCAGAAAAUGAAAAUGUAGAAGUUGUCCCAAAGCAAACAGUGACAAGUGCACCACAAAGUUUCACUAAGACUAGAAAAAGAGAGAGAUUGGAGAUUGAUGGUGUACAUGGUGAGGGUUUUAAGACUAUUUCAGCAACACAAUAUGAAACAAUAAUGGCCAUGACCAGUAUGGCCAUAUUAUACUGUCAAAUAUUUGGAAGAAAUGCACUUAAUCUCAAGGGCUUUUUUAUCUUUACUUGUCCAGAUUUAACACCUUUGGCUUUCCAAUUGAUUUAUCUUAAUUUGUCAUAUAAUGAUAUCUGCUCCUUUCCCUCAGAAGUAUUUUGUCUUAAAAAUUUACAAAUUCUAAAACUGAGAAAUAAUCCUAUCAAAGAAAUCCCAUCUGAAAUUCAGAAACUUAAGUACCUUAGAGUUUUCAACAUGGCCUUUAAUUUGGUUACAUUUCUUCCACCUGGGUUAUUUACCUUGUCCUAUCUUGAGGAACUUGAUGUUUCUUAUAAUGACAUUACUUGUAUUCCAAAUGGAAUCCGGAAACUCAGAUCACUUGAAAAACUGAAUGUGGAUGGGAAUGAUCUGACUUCUUUCCCACCUGGAAUUUUGAAGCUGAAUCUGAAAAAAAUCCAAUUUGAGAAUACUUACACCCAUCCUUAUUUUUGGAAAGAGAAUUCUUUGAAUAGUCCACAGCGCCUCACUCACCUUAUUUCUUUUUUCUUUUUAAAAAAUAAUCUACAUAAAUAUUAUGAAGUGAUCCCAGCAGAAAUUCAGAAGUUAUUAAAAUGCACUUCCCAUUGUGAAUGGUGCCGGGGGCCCAUGUUUGGUGAAGGCUUUUGCAUCAUCCGAUCCUGCGAUGUUUUUGGAGUAACACAGUUUCCUGUUAUGUUUCAUGUCUGUUCUUCUGCAUGCUAUGGACAAGUAAAGCAAAGCACUUAG
Messenger RNA from Orycteropus afer afer, 1722 nucleotides. RefSeq names its product leucine rich repeat containing 63 (gene LRRC63). Gene Ontology annotation, molecular function: protein binding. The coding region runs from base 1 to 1722 and encodes 573 amino acids. The transcript has 9 exons. Lineage: Eukaryota; Metazoa; Chordata; Mammalia; Tubulidentata; Orycteropodidae. The record is from RefSeq and is a predicted model, not a curated record.